GACCGACCACCCACCUCCUAGGGUUUAGCUAAGAAUUUUGCUAGACGGAUGGCGGCAUAGUUGUGAAUUUGUUAAUAGAAUUACCAGCAUCUUGAGGAAAGUCUGAGUUUGUGCUAUUGAACGGUACAAGAAGCCAGCCGUCACGCGUAGCGUAUUUGUGAAUUGGACACAUCUCUCGGAUAUUACACAAUUCUUUCAUCACAGAGACGACAACUCUCGAGGUGCUGCUGCCUGAUGUCUGUAGUAGUCCAGCGAAGAACACGGCCCAACAAAUAUACAUAGAGAUAGAGGUGUUUUGUGUUCUGCCUUGUGCCCCCUGUGAAUUGGGAGGAAAACAAAACGCGGGGUUAGCGCAGUUUAGCGUAAAUUGAAUUUAGAGAAAUUCGCUGUCGCUGGAUGUGGGUGGAAUAACAAUCAGUCCUAUUAGAUAGGGAGCACUUUUUUUUUAUCGGUGUUGUCGAUUGAGCAUUUUUAUGAUAAAAUAUGAUAAUUUGAGAGUGUAAGCGACAGCUCGCGUUGCGUUCCCCAAGUAAUAAGUGAUCCAAGUUGAUUAAGUCCAGUGGUGUAGUUUGUGGUAGUAGUGCGCGAUUAUUAACGGCAAAGUCAAGUUUUAAAGGUGUUUAAGUGGAUUGGUGAGAAGCGAAGUGAAAAGAAAAGGAAAAAAUAAGAUAAGCGAGUAACAACAACAAGAUACCUGAAGUGACCGACCCGUGAGAAGUAGGAAAUUGAUUCACAAAUACAUUCAGCGCAACUGAAUCACAAGUGUUUUGGGCGAUUUCAACGGGUACAACAUACGACAAUGGCGAAUAGAACGAGGCUGCGUUUUGCGACAUUCACGAUUCUCUGUUGGAUUACACUAAUAGGUCUCGCGCAAUGCCAGAAAACACCCAGCCUGCAGAUCCUUCCGGCGGCUUCGGUGCAGCGGAAACCAGUCGGUGCCUCACUGUUGCUCACCUGCCGGCCGGAUGUUCCCGAUAGUACACUCAUUUCGGACCUACGAUGGAGCGACAACCGGAACAUGACGAUUCCACCGAAGGCGACCAAAUAUUACUACCCCCAGUACGACUCCAAAGGUCGAAAGCUUCCGGCAAAAGCCGGCCAAAGUUCGCCUCCCAUCUACACGGAAUCGAUUGCAUCCGGUCAGGCGCUGGCCCUGAUCUUCAACUCACUCCAGGAAUCGAUGGCCGGGAUGUACUACUGUGCGGCGUCCUACUCCGUUACGGAACAGCUCGGGGCUUCCGUUUCGGUCGAAACUUACGUGGCCAUUACGUGGAAGGAUGCACCGGAAGACCAGCGACCAAUCCUGGGCGACGAUUACAUUGUGCGCUGCGAGGUGACGGCAAAUCCGCCGGCCACCGUUGACUGGCUUCGGAACGGAGAUCCGAUUAAAUCCAGUGGCCGAUAUGUUAUCGAGAAUCGAGGAUUGCUGAUCAAGAAUGUCUCGGAAGCUGACGAUGGUUUGUAUACUUGUCGUGCUGUGGUCAUUUCAACCGGUGAGUUAGCCAAGCGAGUGAUUCGAGUCGAAGUGCAAAUAAAGCCGGAGGUACAAAAACUGCCUCCGGUGCUGAAUGCCGUCGAGGGCCAAUCGUUUUCGUUCCUCUGCAACGCCACCGGAAAGCCAGUGCCCGAGUUUCAAUGGAUUAAGCUCAGUACUCAGCAGGACGUUUCCGAAAUUGAUAGAUUCUCGGUAAAUGCGCUCACGGGCCAGCUUGAUAUCAGUCGAGUCGAACAAGAUGACCACGACACAUACAAAUGCGUAGCCCGGAAUGCGGCCGGUAUCUCCGAUUCCACAGCCAAGCUGAAUGUUUUGAUUCGUCCCAAGAUUAUCGAGUUUAUGAAUAUCACAGUACCUGAAACGAGUGAAGCCGUUCUUGCCUGUAAAGCUUUCGGCCGACCUCCACCAGAAAUCACAUUCCGUCGUUUUGGCACCACUGAAGAGUACUCCGUUGGCCUGCAGGUCAGUGACGACCGCAUCACUCUCGACAUGGACACCAACAUCGAACGAGGCGAAACUACCGGAAACCUCCGGAUAUCCAAAAUCGACCCAACCGAUGAUGGCCUGUACGAUUGUAUAGCCCGUAACCCAGGCGAUGUUGCCUUCAAAGUUGGUCACAUCACCGUCGAAUACAAACCAAACUUCGAUCAUAUGAAACUAUUACCUCCGGUCUACACCUGGGAACAAUAUCCGGCAAACCUAAGCUGUUUCGCCCAAGCUAUCCCAAAUGCCACCAUCGAAUGGCGCUGGAACGAUCGACCAGUUAAAGAUCUCUAUGACAUCAACAUGGAAAUCAAAAAUGACGGCGUACGAAGUGACCUGAUCAUCACCCCACGAGAAAGAAGGUACUACACAAGCUACAAAUGCGUCGCCACCAACCGCCUCGGGCAAUCCGAACAUAUUAUGGAGCUCCGCGAAGCCCGAGUCCCCGACGCCGUUGCCCAAGCCAAAGCACGAUCAGUCAGCGCCACCUCGAUCACCUUCGACAUCAUACCUCCACCAACGGAAAAGGGACUGCCAAUCACUGCCAUGUACGUGCAAUACAAACAAGAAUUCAACCCGGACUGGAACUCUGCCUUCAACCGGUCCUGGUCUCCAGACAGCCCCUACAUCGUCGAAGGCCUACGGCCACAAACCUCGUACAGCUUCCGGUUUGCGGCGCGAAAUGUUGUCGGUUUUGGGGUUUGGUCUGCAUAUGUGAUUCAAUCGACGCCGAGACGAUCGGAACCGGAAACGCCGAAAACGUUGCACACUCCGAUCCAGGAGGAGAACGAAGAGGACGAUGCCGUUGUCACUUCGCCGUAUGCCGAUCACUUCGAGCUGCGGUGGAACGUUCCCGUUGACAAUGGCGAGCCCAUCACGUUCUACAGGGUGAAGUACUGCCCGGGCUCCAAGAUCAACGGCGUGUGGACCCAGCUGGAGGUGGACUGCAUCGUCGAGGACAUCCCGACGGUGACGCACUACGAGAUGCGGGACCUACAAGCGGACACCUACUACCGGAUAGAGCUGCUGGCCCACAACGCGAUCGGCUUCUCGAAGCCGGCCCAUCUGCUGCUCCGGACCGCCCGAGGUCUCGAUGUGGUGCUGAAGGUUGAUGACCGGGCCAUUUCGUCGGCCGCAGUCAUUGGAAUCGUUGUGGGAGCUGUGCUGUUGCUGCUGCUGGUCAUCGAUAUCCUGUGCUGCCUGAUUGGGAACAUGGGAGUGCUGGCAACCCUAUGUCGACGGUCCAAACGGUCCCCCUCGGAGCUGGGUGAUGAGGAGAAGCUGGGAAGUCUAUACGGUUGGCGUUUUCCGCUACCCUAUUGCAGUGGCAGCCUCAUCAAGGAACGUCCACCCUCGCCUUUGCCGCUGCCCCCGCCAAUCGUCAAACUGGGCCCAACCACGCCAAUAGAGGACGAAAAGCAACCGCUCAAUUCCGGAACCGGCUCCAAUUCGGUCGUGGCCAGCGAUAUCAAAGUCAACAGUUCGGUGGAGUUCGACGGCAGAGGCGUCCAGAUUCGAAGCGGGGAAAUUAUCGGCAAAAAUUCAUCAGUAUAAGUGCCAGGGCAGCUGCAAAACUGUUCGGCACAAAAUUAUACCUAUGAAAAAUGAGGAAGAAAAAAGUUGAAAUAUUGACCCGGUCAUCCGGCUCAAAUGUCCACACGGACGACAACAAAAACAGAGAACAAACAGAAAAAUCGAUGCAUUUCGGAAUGAAUUUUGUUCUUCCGUGUGCAGCGGUCUGAUUGAUUGAAUGAUUGAUUGAUCGAGCGAUUGGAUGCUGAUUGCUUUCUGCGCUGAUUGAAUGAUUGAGAAAAUUGUGGAAGGACGUCGUCACUGCUAAAACAACAACAGUGUUGCACUGAAUGGACGACGUUAUGAUUGUGAGGGAACGAGAGAUUUUGCAACUGAUAGAGAGCGGUUUAUUUCGCAACAUUUUGUGUAUAUCUGGCGAUUUCCUAGUGUUUAAGAUGAAACUCUAUAAAAUUUUGAAGACCGUAUAGUGAAUGUUCCGUUUUUUCAUUCAUCUGAUAAAAAUCCAAUAGCAAACAAAUGAACAUUCGUUUUCGAAGCAUCAUUGACUUAGUUAAAGAUUCGCAGGGUAAAGUUGUGUCGUAAGUACUUUUUCAAUGCCAUAUAUGACAUACAUUAGUGGAAGCAUAAUUUAUAAAUCGAACCACAUAGGUAAGAACUUAUUUUUAUCAUCCCAGCCUAUAUAACCAAUCGUUUAUAUAAUUCAUUCUAUUAACAUGCCACUGAUAAAAAAAAUGUAGGAGAAGAAGAAAAUCGGAUGCUAAAUUGUGUGCUUCAGCUUAAAACGACCUGAUUGUGGAUGAAUGGCAAGUUCCGGAAACGAAUGGAACUUUAAGUCAUUGAACAAAGUUGAGAUUAGUCUAGGCUUGAAUGAGCCAAUCGAUAGAUGUUUCCGUUUUCCGUUUUCGAAACAAACAAAUCAAAAGUCCGUAGAAAUAAUUGCCAACACAAUUGUUUGGCAAGCCAAAACAACAAUACACAAACAAUUGAGAAAGGGAAAAAACGAACCUCUAUGAAUCCAAAGUGCUUCUGCCUUAAUUCGAUGGACGAUGUGCUUUCAGUUCUGUACAUGUCGAUAUUUGAUGUCAAUAUUCUUUGUGUCCGAUCCAGUGGGUUUCGAAAUGCCUGAGCCUGAAACCGGAACCGGAAACUGAAACAUCCAUACCUAGCUAGAGAUUAAGAAGCCACCAAUAGAUUACCAAUAAUUUACAAAGAAGCCCCAUUACGAGAAGCCAAAUCUUACCGACUAAGUAAGAAGCUAGAACAAGAUGCAGCAGAACAAACUAACUCAACUCAAACAAUUAAAGGAAGAUUAUUUUCGCUUCAACAGCCAGAUGUAUCCCCCCCAUUUAUGUAAAUCUUUACCUGAAACUGAAGAAACUACUACACUCUACACAUCUCUUAACCAAUAACUCAGAAAUGCUUCUGCUCUAUCAAAAAACAAACCCUGUGCUCAGCUUCAGCAGAAAUGACCAAACAACAAUAUUGUAUUUAUCCGUGCGACAAAUGAGAAAUAAAAUCUAACAUGACUAACCAAGCAAAAGCAAGCGCUCUUAAGAAAAAAAAAACAGUAUAAAAAAGUUUGUUCAACAAUAAAAUUUCCUCCAAAACAUAACUGUAACAGUAAGUUUCCAUUAUAUUGGCUGCUUAAAAGUAGGAUUAUUUUCCAAAUAAAAAAAAACACCUUCUAUUAGAUCUCACCCGAAUGCAAAACCAGAACUUAAUUUAGAGCGAAGAAGAAGAAAUGUUGAAAACUUCAAUGUGUACUACUAAUUUAAGUGUCUUCUAGGAUAUUCGAAUUUAAUUUAAUUAGGUACCGUAUCAAUAGUUUUUUUUUUUUUUUAGUUUUCGCUGCAUGGCAAACGAUCUAUCCAGUUCAGAGGAAAACCAUUCAACAGCAGCUGGAAUUAUUAUUACUUUUAUUGUAACAAUAAAAUGCGCCGGUUCUUUUUUUCGGUGCAACAGAAUUGAGAGAAGAAAAAACUAACGUGUUGAUGGACACAUACUUAUGUAAACUACAAAACGGAAUGUAACUCAGAAAAAACAAG
Messenger RNA from Uranotaenia lowii, 5556 nucleotides. It is a transcript of the gene Fas2, whose product is annotated as fasciclin-2. Bases 800 to 3532 code for a protein of 910 amino acids. Gene Ontology annotation, cellular component: axon; plasma membrane. Gene Ontology annotation, biological process: cell-cell adhesion; axon guidance. The transcript is spliced from 12 exons. NCBI's taxonomy places the organism in Eukaryota, Metazoa, Arthropoda, Insecta, Diptera, Culicidae. Gene Ontology annotation, molecular function: protein binding. The record is from RefSeq and is a predicted model, not a curated record.